GGAGUUCAUGAAAUUUGCCUUGGCUAGGAGGCCGGAGCUUGGAGACACAAAAGAAGUCAAAGACAGGCAGGUCGUCAUGGGGACAGAAGCAAUGAAAUUCGCUCGUGAACGUUACCGCAGCAAGCCCCUGACGUCGGCGAGGCAUUACGGCAUCAAGCACGCUCCGGAGGAGGACUUUGGCGGCGCGCAUCUGACAAUUGUGGCGCCCACUGGCGACGCUGUGUCUGUCACGUCCGGACUUAACGGAAUGUUCGGGAGCGGCUUCCAGACUACCUCUGGACUGCUCCUCAAUAAUUACAUGGACGCCUUCGCUAAGUCUCGAAAGCAGUUCGACCUGGACCCAUCACCAGCGAACCAGUUGGGACCCGGCAAACGACCCAUGACGUCUAUGGUACCCACCAUAAUCACCAUGUCCGGCACACCUUCUGUGCUGCUGGGCGCUUUCGGCGGCAGCGGGGGCCUCCCGGCCAUCUCGGCAGUGGCGCAGGCAUUCCUGCUUCGCAGUCUGGGCAACUACGUCAUAGAUAAGCCCAUCCUGUCUACAGCCUCGGGCAUCAUUCUCACAAAGAAAGGCUCUCUCGUCGCACCUCAGGACAUUAAGCACGUGGAUGGUAGCAGCUCGGGUGCAUGAGAGAGGUCAAGCUGCUCUGGCGACGACGGAAUAAUAUAUAUGUAUAGAUAUAUGUUGUUUACUUUCAUCUCGUAAGGUCUUCGUUUUGGACCAUUCAUUGAGACGGAAACCCUUCUGAGAGCUGUCAUGUAUGCAGUGAGCUUUCGGACCACUAGCAGGAGCAUUCACAAACAGGUCGGGCAAAUUACUUCCGAGGGAAUUCGCAAGAUUGAGGAAGCGUGCU
Messenger RNA from Dermacentor andersoni, 854 nucleotides. Its product is annotated as glutathione hydrolase 1 proenzyme-like. Gene Ontology annotation, cellular component: plasma membrane. Gene Ontology annotation, molecular function: glutathione gamma-glutamate hydrolase. The record is from RefSeq and is a predicted model, not a curated record. Gene Ontology annotation, biological process: glutathione catabolic process. NCBI's taxonomy places the organism in Eukaryota, Metazoa, Arthropoda, Arachnida, Ixodida, Ixodidae.